Messenger RNA from Meriones unguiculatus (Mongolian gerbil), 4826 nucleotides. RefSeq names its product ST6 N-acetylgalactosaminide alpha-2,6-sialyltransferase 4 (gene St6galnac4). Gene Ontology annotation, biological process: oligosaccharide metabolic process; ganglioside biosynthetic process. The record is from RefSeq and is a predicted model, not a curated record. Lineage: Eukaryota; Metazoa; Chordata; Mammalia; Rodentia; Muridae. The transcript has 6 exons. Gene Ontology annotation, molecular function: alpha-N-acetylgalactosaminide alpha-2,6-sialyltransferase activity. Bases 2216 to 3124 code for a protein of 302 amino acids.
CAGAGGUGUCCAGCCAGGGACGCAGGAAGGUAGGAGGACGACAAGGUAGGAACUGGGAUCUGCUGCCACAUCUUCUGGGGUCUGGCUCCCACGGGGCUAACCUUGAACUCAGAGUCCUGAGGUCACACACAUAGGUGACAACUUACCUUCUGGCCAGGAACCUUGGCAGGGGCUUGAGGCUGUGAGGAAAGUGACCUAAGACCUCAGAGGCUCGUGGUUCUCCUGCCUUGUUUUGUUCCUGUCAGGGACCACGUGGGUGCUGAAGAUUGUCACCAUGUGGAGAUGAGUCCAAUGGGAGCCUGAGCUUGAGAACAAGGGAACUGACUUAGAGUCCUGUGGGGGAAGUGUGGCUAAUGCCUGUAAUCCCAGCACUUGUGAGACUCACACAGGAGGAUCUCGGACUGUACUUGACACAAACCGAGGUCAUCUGGAAAGAGGGAACUUCAGCUGAGGAAAAUGCCUCCAUCGUUGGCAUGUUGGCAUGUCUUACAGGGCAUUUUUCUUUUCCUCUUUCUUUUUUUCGUUAAUGAUUGAUGUGAGAUGGUUCAGCCUACUGUGGGCAGUGUCACCGCUGGGCAGGUGACCCUAGGUGGUUAUGAGAAAGGUAGCCGAGUGUGAGGCUGAGGAAUAAGCGAGCAAGCAGCACUCCUCCCUGGCCUCUGCUCCAGUUCCGGCCUGCAGGUUACUGCCCUGACUUCCCUCAGUUUUGGGCUGGGCUGUGGGAGUUGUAAGCGGAAAUAAAACUUUUCCCUUCACCAUUGCUUUUGUCACGGGGACAGAAAGCAAAUGGGCAGCUACAUAGAAAAAGCCUGUCUGAAACGUCAUGUUUGGGUGUGCCGUUGGGAAAGGUGGUUGGCAAGGGUCUUCCCUAAGAGUUGAGGUUUGAGCUGAGAGACAAGGAGUCCCACUAGGAAUGUGACAAGAGCAGUCUAGGGAGAGAAGGCAGCAAGUACAGGGUCCUGGGGUAAGAACUGGUUUGAUGUGACAUGUUCAGAAGGUGGCCACGAUGGAGGGAUUCCGUUUGCAACCUCAGAGGCUCAGAGGCAGUGGAUUCGACAAAAACCAAGCAGAAGAACCUCUACAGGACUGUGAAAUUUUCUGGUACUGCCCUGGGUCACCUCUGCCCUUACUGGGAGAGGGGUUUUUGUUUUUUUUUCCUACUUUACAGAGAAAGAGGCUGCAUUUACAGAUGAAUAUUAAAUAUUAAAACAGCCUGCUGGGUGGUGGUGGGCCACACCUUUAGCUUAAGCACUUGGAAGGCAGAGGCAGGCAGAUCUCUUGAGUUCAAGGCCAGCCCGGUCUACAGAACAGGACAGCCAGGGCCACACAGGGAAACCCUGUCUCCAAAACAAAACAGGAAAACAAACCUGAGCCAUUCCCAGCUCUCAGUACUACAGCAGAUGCCGCUGGCCUUGGCCUGCCUGAAAUAAGUGGAACUCUUCCUCAAAAACACAGAUUCAAGUCCACAUCUUGCUUUAUUUGUUUUUUCGAGACAGGGUUUCUCUGUGAAGCCUUGGCUGUCCUGGACUCACUUUGUAGAGCAGGCGGUCUUGAACUCACAGAGAUCCGCCUGCCUCUGCCUCCCUGCUAGGAUUACAGGCGUGUGCCACUGUGCCGGGCUCACAACUCGUGUUUCAUUUGAGGUGACAACCCUACCAGCCUGAAACCCAGGGCUGCUUAACUCGAAGCCCUUGCUUCAUUUCCUGUCCCUCUGUCACUUCCCCAGUAAUUUCAGAACCACAAGUCUCCACGGCCAGCAGCCACUGCACGGUGGCUCAGGCAUUCUGGAGAUCUCUUCUUCCAGGCCCUCGGCACACAAGGAGCAGAGUGAAAAGCCAAAGCAGACAAGCCCCGCCCCCGACGUCGAGACCUCUCUGCCUGGGCCGGAGGUCUCUGAGACAGCCACGCAGGGCUCGACCGCGCUGCGCAGACCCCGCCCCCUGUGCUCAAAGCCUCCGCCCCUCCGGCAGGCCCGGCACAGGCUCCCGGCUGCGUUGCUCUGGCUUCUAGGCUGCAGUACUGCCUCCUACCCGGGGCCGGUUCCAGCCCAUCUGGCCUGGCCCACUGGACAUGGAGCUCCGAGCCGCGCAUCCUGAGAUCUCGGCGCGCUCCAACCUGCCCGUCCGUUUCCCUCAUCCCCUGAGACCAGCUUCUAGCCUUUCCCAUCCCAAGCUCUGGAGACAGCAGCCUCCCGACUGCUAAGGGCAAGGACAGCAUGAAGGCCCCGGGUCGCCUUCUGCUCCUCAUCCUGUGCACCUUGACCUUCUCUGCUGUCUACAUCUUCCUGUGCUGCUGGGCCUGCCUGCCCCUCUGCCUGGCGACCUGCCUGGACCACCACCUCCCUGUGGUCCCCAGACCCACUGUGCCAGGACCCCUGCACUUCAGUGGCUACAGCAGCGUGCCAGACGGGAAGCCACUCAUCCGAGAGCCGUGCCACAGCUGCGCGGUGGUUUCCAGCUCGGGCCAGAUGCUGGGUUCGGGCCUGGGCGCCCAGAUCGAUGGCGCCGAGUGCGUGCUCCGCAUGAACCAGGCACCCACCGUGGGCUUCGAGAAGGACGUGGGCCAGCGCAGCACUCUGCGCGUCAUCUCGCACACGAGCGUGCCGUUACUUCUGCGCAACUACUCGCACUAUUUCCAGCAUGCUCGGGACACGCUGUAUGUGGUGUGGGGCCAGGGCAGGCACAUGGACCGGACGCUGGGCGGCCGCACCUACCGCACCUUGCUGCAGCUCACCAGGAUGUACCCAGGCCUGCAGGUGUACACCUUCACGGAGCGCAUGAUGGCCUACUGCGACCAGAUCUUCCAGGAUGAGACGGGCAAGAACCGGAGGCAGUCGGGUUCCUUCCUCAGCACUGGUUGGUUCACCAUGAUCCUGGCCCUGGAGCUGUGCGAGGAGAUCGUGGUCUACGGGAUGGUCAGCGACAGCUAUUGCAGUGAGAAGAACCCCCGCUCCGUGCCUUACCACUACUUCGAGAAGGGCCGGCUGGAUGAGUGUCAGAUGUAUGUUUUGCAUGAACGGGCACCACGGAGUGCCCAUCGUUUCAUCACUGAGAAGGCUGUGUUCUCGCGCUGGGCCAAGAAGAGGCCCAUCGUGUUCGCCCAUCCGUCCUGGAGGGCCAAAUAGUUCCUGUUGCCAGUGGCUGCCAGGCCUCCGCUGGGCCUGCAACCCAUUUCAGCCCACCACACUCCAUCAUGAACACUGGCUGUUUGACUCUCAGCUUCUGCCUGAUGCCAGGUGGAACCUGGGGGUUUGCCCCACACUGGGUACACUUGGAAAAAUCUCGGGCCUUGUGAUUUGAAGGCGAGUCAAGAGGGUGCCAGGGAAUCAACAUCUUCAUCUUGGGGUUCAUCUCACCUCUGGGUUCAAGUGGCCUUUGCCCUGGGGCCAAGGGCCCCCCUCACCAGCAUCGUGUCUUCGUGCCAGUCUUGAUCUCUCUUCUACCUAUCCCCAGCCACAUGGUGCCACGUUCUCAGGCUGGUGGCCCUGGUUGGUGCAGCCUGGAACCUGGGAUUUGAUGGGUGCAAGGGCCUUUGAGCAUCAACCUCCCAGGACUGUCUCAGGAGUGUACCGGUAAAUGGGUAUUUUUUGAACACUGUGUCUAGCUUGGUAACAGAUGUGCGAUGGGGGUUAGGACCAUCCUAACCUGUUCACUGUUCAAUGGAGGGCAGACCAAGCCUUCCAGCCUUUAUCUAGGCCCAUAGCUGUCUGCUCUUCCAGCACUGUAGCUGGGCACCAGCCCCAAAGCCUCCUACCCAAUCAUCCUCCAAGCCAGGCCUUCUUAGGGUCUGACCACAGGACUCUGCUGGCCCAGGAAGGCCACCCCGUUCUCACUGGGCAGGCACUGAGCAGGGCCUGUGAGGACUCAGGAUGAGAAAGAAAUUCCACCCAACGCCACUUUCCUGUCCCAUGAGUCAGAUUCCAGAAUCUUUGCCAGUCAAACUGCCUGUUAGCUGUGGGGCUUGGUUCCUUUGCAAAACAGGAGGCAGAAUGCAGCUGAGGGUGGGGGCUGCCUGGGAGGGAGUGUUUCUCAGGGCUGGCCCUUUCCCUGAACCAUGCUUUUCAGUACUGAAACACAGCCACCAUCCUCCAGUUAAUGAGGGUGUGAGCCACGCUAAGGAGGGAGCUAGAGCUCAUUACAGGUGGGGUAGCCCAGGCUAGCUUUUCUGAGGUGGCUGAGCUGGGAUGCUGUCAGUCCUGAGAGCUCACUACCCCUUUCCCACCUCCUUCCCUCUUUGGAAGACUGAAGAAUGAAGCCCUGGGGUUUAGCUCUUGGCUCCAGAGCUCUGACCCUCUGGGUAUGACCUCUGUGGUUUCCUCAGAGCCCUGGGCUAAGUUUAAUCUCUCCUGCAAGAACUUGAAAUUCUUUUAGGUUUUAGUUUUUAAAGAAGGAACCUCUCACUUUGCUUUUGUACCGAACCCCACAAAUGACAGAAUCCGUCAUGCUGAGGACUCUGGUGGCCUAGCCCACUCACCCUCCUACCCAUUUUCUCAGGAGUGACUGGAGACCUGACACCUGGCCCACAGCACUUUCCUUGUCCUCUGCCUAUCCGGUGCCAGAUGGUCCGGAAGCCUUCUAAGUAGGAGGGAGGAAGGGGUUAGAGUUCUGAGCUUGGGAUGCAGGCUGGAAGCCAAACCACUUCCACAGGCCUGGUGGUGCUGAGGGACCGUGAGUCAGAACAGAGCAGAGGUAAGUAGUGGGUGAGAUGGAGGGCCCUGGAGGCAGGCCCUAGUCCCGCUCUCUGUCCUAUGGCUCUGUUCGAUUAGAACCUUUCUGGGUUUCAGUUUCCCCAUGUAUAAAGGCAAUAAAGUAGUUCCUACCUCACAA